AUGUUGCACAUGAAUAAACAACACGAGGAGAGCGCGGAGGGAGACCAGGUCUCCGGUGGCAAGCCGCUGCUCGUUGGAGGCUGGAAGCGGGAGGCUGCAGGCGGGUGGCGGGAGGCGGGAGGCGGGAGGUUGGAGGCGGGAGGCUCGAGGUUGGAGGCGGGAGGCUGGACGCGGGAGGCUGUAGACUGGAGGCUGGAGGCUGGAGGCUGGAGGCUGCAGGCGGGAGGCUGGAGGCUGGAUGCAGGAGACUGGAGGCUGCAGGCGGGAGGCUGGAGGCUGGAUGCUGGAGGCGGGAAUCUGGAGGCUGGAGGCUGGAGGCGGGAGGCUGGAGGCGGGAGGCUGGAGGCGGGAGGCUGUAGACUGGAGGCUGGAUGCGGGAAGUUGGAGGUUGGAGGUUGGAGGCGGGAGGCUGGAGGCGGGAAGCUGGAGGCUGGAGGUUGGAGGCGGGAGGCUGGAGGCGGGAGGCUGUAG
Messenger RNA from Bacillus rossius redtenbacheri, 471 nucleotides. Its product is annotated as eukaryotic translation initiation factor 3 subunit A-like. Lineage: Eukaryota; Metazoa; Arthropoda; Insecta; Phasmatodea; Bacillidae. The record is from RefSeq and is a predicted model, not a curated record. The transcript is spliced from 2 exons. Bases 1 to 471 code for a protein of 156 amino acids.